Messenger RNA from Anolis sagrei ordinatus, 2916 nucleotides. RefSeq names its product DnaJ heat shock protein family (Hsp40) member C30 (gene DNAJC30). NCBI's taxonomy places the organism in Eukaryota, Metazoa, Chordata, Lepidosauria, Squamata, Anolidae. The record is from RefSeq and is a predicted model, not a curated record.
CCUUUGAGGGCACUCACCGGCCGGUUUCCAGCUCUUGCUUACAUGGGCUCCAAAAUGGCGGCUGUGAGGGCCUGAGAGUGGGCAGUGGGCGAUUGAAGGGCGCCCAUGGCCUUGUUUGAGGCCGCUGUGGGCCUUCAAGGGCCCAGUCUUUGCCGUGGGGCCCUGCCAGGCUUGGGCCUCCCUUUGGGCCGCCGGUGGCGCUCAGGGAAUGGAGAGAAUGAUGGAAAAGGGGGCUUCAGUGCCUCCCCAAAGGGCUUGUAUGAGAUCCUGGGGGUGUCCCAGGCUGCCACUCAGGCCCAGAUCAAGACGGCCUACUACAAGCAGUCUUUCCUCUACCACCCGGACCGUAACGCCGGCAGCGAGGAGGCUGCAAGGCAUUUCACCCGAGUCAACGAGGCCUACCUAGUCCUGGGCAGCGUGAGCCUGCGCAAGAAGUACGACCGUGGCCUUCUCAGCCGGGAGGACCUCCGCGCUGCCAAAAAACCCUCCGGGAAAGAGGGCCCGACCUCUGCCCCGGUGCCCAAGCGCAGCCAGACCUUCGCGGCUGGCCAGACCCCCGCCAAGCCCAUCUUCGACUUCGACAAGUUCUACCGGGCCCACUACGGGGAGCAGCUGGAGCGGGAGCAGUCCCUGCGGGAGCGGCGGAAGGAGCAGCAGAAGCGCAAGGAGGAGGCGGAGAAGAGGUGGCAGAUGGAGAGCCUGCAGGAGAUUGGGAUGGCUGUCCUCUUCUUGGCCACUUUGACCCUCCUCUUGCACCUCAAGUGAGAACUGGAGGAGGAGGAGGGGGACCUUUAUGAGUUGGGACUGGCCUUCCUCUUCACCACUGCCAUGGUCCUCCUUUUGUACCUCAAGUGAGAAAGAAGGAGAGAGAUCAGCGGCAAUAGAUAUGGGGAAUCUGCAUGAGUUGGGACUGGUCUUUCCUCUUCGUGGCUGCCAUGGCCCUCCUCUUGCACCUUAAGUGAGAAACAAAGGAAGGAAAGAGAGAAGAAGAGAUGGGAAAUCUGCAUGAUUUGGGGCUUCUCGGCCUUUUGGCUAAGAUCAAGCCUGCAGCAUGAGUUGGGGCUGGGCGACCUCUUUGUGGCCGCUGUGGCCCUCCUCUUGCACCUCAAGUGAGAACUGGAGGAGGAAGAAGACCAGCAGCAGCAGAGAUGGGGAAUCUGCAUGACUUGGGAAUCACUGUCCUUCCUGCGGGAGCAGUGGAGGGAGCAGCAGAGGCACAAGGAGGAGGCGGAGAAGAGGUGGCAGGUGGAGUGCUUGCAGGAGCUGGGGAUGGCUGUCCUCUUCAUGUUCGCUGUGGCCCUCUUCUUGCACCUCGAGUGAGAACCGGAGGAGGAGACUGACCACCACCAGCCGAGAUGGGGAACCUGCUUGAGUUGGGGCUGGCCUUCCUCUUCAUCGCUGCCAUGGUUCUCUUGUACCUCAAGUUAGAGAUGGAAGAGGAGGCUUGGUCAGAUGCCUCCCUCUUGCCCCUAUUGAAACUGGAGAAGUAGUGGAACUGAGAAGAUUUGCACAAGUUGGGCUGGACUUCCUCUUCUUCUUUUCUUUUAAACAUCAAGUGAGAAAUCGAGGUGGAGAAGACAAACCAGCAGCGACAAAGAGAGAUCUUCCUUUAUCCACUCAAAGGUUGCUCUGGAGAAACACUUCAAUAUUGCCAUGGCUCUCAUCUAGGAGUGUAAGAGAAGGCAGCUUGGCCAGAUGCCUCCCUCCUGACAUAGAGACUGUGGCAGAGAGGUCACCAACAGCACAGAGAAAACUUGUACAAGUUGGGUCUGGCCUUCCUCUUUGUUGCUGUGAUGCCCUCCUUCUUGAACCUCAAUUGAGAGAGAACAGAAGGCAGCUUUGCUAGGUGCCUCCAUCCUGUUCCUAUAGAAAGUGGAGAAAUACAGCUCAGUAACAGCACAGAGCGACAGUCCGUCUCUUACUCACAUGUUUGGCGGGCCUGCAUGAAUUGAGUCUGGCCUUCUUCGUGCUGCCAUGGCCCUAAUCUUGAACCUCAAGCGAGAAGGAAGAGAAGCCCACUUUGCCACAUAUCCCCCUCUUGCCCAAAUUGAAACCAGCAGCAACACAGAGAGAAAUUUCUCACCAACAGUUUAUUAGUGUGUCAUUGGUUUUCUUUUUUUUUUCUGACCUUUGAGGAUAACUUGAAUGUCACAUCUUCAUGAAUCAGGUUCUGCUUGGACUUUUAGAACUGUAAUUCUUUGGACUUGGACAGAUCCCUUUCAAAAUCAACUCAAAACCCAAUUGAUCAUCAAGCGGAGUAUCAGAACAUUUUGAGCCUUUAGAAUCAUUGCAUCAGUCUUAAAGCUCAGACAAAUCCCAGUGGUAACCAAUUGGUUGUCAAACUAAGUAUCAGAUCGCCUUAGUAGCUUAAUUAAGAUUUUUUCUUGCAUUUUCAACCAUGCCAACAUCUCAAAGAAAGACUGGAGGCAUGGUCCCCAUUGACCCUACAGGACUCUGUGUUUGGUAGCCCCUCAACGGAGUGCAGUUUGCAAAUUCAGAAAUAUUUGGAGGAUUUUUGGUAGCAGGCCACAGGUCUCAGGUCUCCAGAUGUUGGUUCCAAAGAAAAAUGAAUGAACAGGAAUUCACUUUGCCUUAAUUCUCCCCAGUCGUGCCAUCUGUUCACUUUCUUUCGGUGGCCCUCCAAAUGAUUUUGACCCACAUCAACAAAGCAGGCAAGGAAUGAUGGGAACCGCAGUCCAAAAUCACUUCAAGCGCUACCCCAACACAAAGAACAGACUUUUAGCGGCCUAGCAAUGCUCUUGAAGGACUGCCCCUCCUCGGAAUAAUUUUGGAUAAACUGAUGCUGAUUUUAGAGUCUGGUGUGAUUCUGUAAUCAAUAUGUGCACACGGGAUUUAAACAAAUAAUGUAUAUGAGCUAUAUUUUAAUUUAUAAAGACACAAGAAAGGAGGUUAGAA